CUAGUGAAAAUAAGGCUGGGGGGAGAGGAGGUACAAUUUUUAGUCGAUACUGGUGCAACUUAUUCUGUGUUAAAUGACCUGUAUGGGAAAAUAGGGGAUAAGACUACCACAAUAAUAGGGGCCACAGGGAGAGAGGAGGUGCGGUCAUUCAUGCGACCCCUGGAAUUACGGUUUGGGGGAAAGGAAUUGAUACAUGAGUUUCUAUACAUGCCGGACUGUCCUGUUUCCCUGUUGGGACGAGAUUUAUUAUCAAAAUUAAACGCUAAAAUUAUUUUUGAAAAUGGGGAAUUGAUUAUGCAGGUACCGGAAUCACAAUCCGGACAGAUACUAGUGUUAAAGAACAGUCCAAAUGCCCGGAUACCUAGGGAAGUAGAGGAAGCAGUGAUUCCCACAGUUUGGGAAACAGAAAUUCCGGGAAAAUCAAAGAUGGCUCAGCCGGUAGUAGUGGAACUGAAAGAAGGGGUGAGACCAGUACGGAUAAAACAAUAUCCCAUAAAAUUGGAGGCACGAUAUGGGAUAGUUAAAACGAUUGAGAAAUUUUUAAAGUUUGGAAUUUUAGAAGAAUGUGAAUCAGAAUAUAACACACCAAUUUUUCCAGUAAAGAAACCGAAUGGUGAAUACAGGUUAGUACAGGACCUAAGGGCAAUAAAUGAAAUAACAAAGGAUAUCUAUCCGGUAGUGGCUAAUCCAUAUACAUUGUUGACAUCUGUAAAGGAGAAAUAUAAAUGGUUCACAGUAAUUGAUUUAAAAGAUGCUUUCUUCUGCAUCCCCCUUGACAAAGGUAGUAGGAAACUCUUUGCCUUUGAAUGGGAAAACCCGCACAAUGGACGUAAGACUCAGUUAACCUGGACGAGACUCCCACAAGGAUUCAAGAAUAGCCCGACGCUUUUUGGAAAUCAGCUGGCGAAAGAAUUGGAACUCUGGGUAACUCAAGGGAAAAUUCAGGUACCAAGAACACAAUAUCUCUUAUUGCAAUAUGUAGAUGAUAUAUUCAUUGCAACUGAACAAGAAUCACUGUGCGUACGAGUAACAAUAGAGAUCCUGAAUCAAUUGGGACUAAAUGGGUAUAAGGUUUCGAGGGAGAAAGCCCAGAUUGCCUGCACUACUGUAAUGUAUUUGGGCUGUGAAAUCUCCCAGGGACAACGGAGGUUGGGAAUUGAUCGUAUAAAGGCAAUUUGUGCUAUUCCAGAGCCUCGGAAUUUACAUGAACUGAGAACAUUCCUUGGAAUGGCGGGUUGGUGCAGGUUAUGGAUAUCGGACUAUGGACUGAUAGCUAAACCUUUAUAUGAGGCACAGAAAUCUCAGACCUUCGUUUGGGAAGGGUCCCAAAAGGAAGCUUUUAAGAAGCUAAAAGAAGCGUUAAUAAAAGCACCUGCCCUGGGAUUACCGGAUUUAACCAAGGACUUCCAGCUGUUUGUGCACGAGAGACAGAGAUUGGCAUUGGGAGUUCUGACGCAGAGACUGGGAAGCUGGAAGCGACCAGUGGGAUACUUCUCCAAACAGCUGGAUCCGGUAAGUGCUGGAUGGCCAUCGUGCCUACGAGCAGUAGCAGCAACAGUGACAUUAAUACAAGAAGUAAGAAAAUUGACCUUAGGAAAACAUAUUGAUGUAUAUGUGCCACACAUGGUAAUGACUGUCUUAGAACAAAAAGGGGGGUACUGGCUAUCCCCAAGUCGGAUGAUGAAAUACCAGGCAGUAUUAACUGAACAAGAUGAUGUGACUCUAAAGACGACUAACUUGUUGAAUCCAGCAGCUUUUCUAGGUACAAACACAGAGGACGGCAUAUUAGAACACGAUUGUGUGGAGACGAUUGAAUAUACAUAUGCGACGAGGGCCGAUUUGAAGGAUGCCCCACUUGAGCAACCUGAUCAGGAACUUUUUACUGAUGGAAGCAGUUUUGUGGAAGGUGGGGUCCGUUAUGCUGGGUAUGCAGUAACUACACAAAACGCCCUAAUAGAAGCAAAAGCUUUGCCCCCAGGGACUUCAGCACAACGGGCAGAGAUAAUAGCUCUCACCAGAGCUUUAGAACUGAGCAAAGGAAAGCGGGUAAAUAUAUGGACUGAUUCGAAAUAUGCAUUCGGUGUGGUCCAUAUACAUGGAGCUCUAUGGAAGGAACGAGGGCUCCUGUCCUCACAAGGGACAAAUAUAAAAUACCAAAGGGAAGUUCUGAAUUUAAUAACUGCUGUGCAAUUACCAGAACAGGUGGCUAUCAUGCACUGUAAAGCGCAUCAAGGAGGAAGUUCUAAGAUAGCCGAAGGAAAUACAUUUGCGGAUCGGAUGGCUAGACGAAUUGCACGACAGGUACAGACAGUUAUGGCUCUGAUACCAACGAAGGUAAGCCCAUUACAGAAUUAUAUGAACCAAAAACCAAGAUAUUCAGAAGAAGAUGUUAAAUUGGCUGAAUUAGUAAAGGCUCGAUUGAACUCGGAAGGAUGGUACGUAACCACUACUGGACAAGUGGUAGUACCACCUGCCAUCAUGCGGACAAUUUUACAAACCGAACAUCAAAAAUGUCAUUGGGGGGCAGAGGCAUUGGUAACAUAUUUAAAACGAGGAAUGAUCUCUAUACAGAUGUUAACAAUGGCAAAAUCCAUAGGAUCUAAAUGUGAAAUUUGUUUGAAAAAUAACCCAGUAGUCAAGAGGAAAGUAGAAAUGGGACACAUCAGGGUAGGUAUGGAGCCGGGUGACUAUUGGCAAAUUGAUUUUGUGGAAUUACCCAAGACACAGGGAUACCGAUACUUGUUAGUAGGGGUUGACACUUUUUCUGGAUGGCCAGAAGCCUCUCCCUGUCGCACCAAUCAGGCUAAGGAAACAGUGAAAUGGUUGUUGAAAGAGAUCAUCCCUAGAUUCGGAGUCCCGUUGGGUAUAUCAUCAGAUAGAGGACCGCAUUUUACAUCAACUAUAGUUCAGGAAGUCAGUAAACUGUUAGGAAUAUCCUGGAAUCUUCAUACCCCAUGGAGGCCACAGUCCAGUGGACAGGUGGAAAAGAUGAAUCAAACAAUUAAAAGACAGAUAAGCAAAAUAUGCCAGGAGGCUAAAAUAAAAUGGCCACAGGCAUUACCAAUAGCCCUUUUAAGGAUCAGAAUUAAACCUAGAAGUGGAAUGAUGGUAAGCCCAUAUGAGAUCCUGUUUGGAAAGCCAUAUGAGGCUCCCCAGCCAAACCCACAUGUACAUAUCAAAGGAACUCAGGAUGUACAUAAUUACGUGUUAUCUCUCAGUAGAACUUUGAUCCGGUUGUGUAGUGCCCUGAUCUGGAACCGACCGCUCUCGUUGGAGACUCCAGUACACGAGAUCGAGCCAGGAGACCAAGUCUACGUUCGUGAUUGGAGCGAGGAACCACUUAAGGAACGGUGGAAUGGACCGUACCUGGUGCUGUUAACUACCUUCACCGCUGUAAAAGUGGAAGGAAUUAACUCCUGGAUUCACUACACUAGAGUGAAGAAAGUCCCGAAACAUUGGGAAUCAGAAGCCUUAGGACCUACGAAGCUGAGACUGAAAUGCAGAUAAGAUGUCGUGUUAUAUGUAUAGCACUGUAAUUGUGAUUUGGUUAGUCUUACCUAUAAUAAUUGUUGGUUCCUUAGAAGUUUCAUUAAAAAGGGAGGUGGUGACGUAUAUUGUUGGACAAAAUGCCACUCUGUCUUGCAGGUUUACCGUGCCAAUGGGAGGAGAACUAAUAAGGGUUAUCUGGGAAAAGGAAUCGGAAAGUUUUGAAGUACCUGAGAUAAUUUUCGACAGCAAGGACAAAGGAUUAGUAGGGCAUGAACAGGAGUUGCAGGAAAAUUGGCAAUCUAGAAGUAAAGUAAUGAACAGGCUCUGGUCACGAAAUCUUACUGAAGGAGAGACUAAAUUAAGGAUAGCCAAUCUGACUGAACAAAUGCGGGGAAAAUAUCGUUGUCUGGUCAAGACAAACAAUAGUAUAGACUACGGUGAGAAGAUAAUAUACAUUACUAAAACUAGAAUCAGACGAGCUAUAAAACCGGCCGAAUCACCCCAGAUAAUUCAGGUACCCCAGCGUGAUCCGGAAGAAAAUCUAAUGAUAGGAUUAAUCAAAGAUUUUGCAAAAAUGCAAAAUACAAGCAGAAUAACGGCAUGCCUCCCAAUACCAAAAGCAGCUGGAGAACCGAUUGAGUGGGGAAUAAUAACAAUACCACUCCCAGAAGAAGACAAGACAGUUAAGUGUCAGGAGAUAGAGGUGAUAAAAAACGUAACAAAAACAGAAUAUGACAGAAAGGGACUCAUGGGCCCUAUAUUAAAAUCAUGGUGUGAACAGCAAUUAAACUUUCAAUUCACACAGAAAGGACCAGGAGUAGGUGAAUGUAUAUAUGAUGAAAAAAUUGAAGUAAAAACACAGACAAAAGAAAUAACCUGGAACUGUCAAACAAAGGACAAUUUGGAACAAAAUUGGGAUACAAUUUGGUCACUGAGUAUUGUACAAAAAUUUCGGUAUGGUGGAAACACAUCUUGGUGUCUCAGAUGGUCAGGGAAAUAUAAUAUAGCAGGAAAUACGAACCUGUUGUCAUUAGACAGAGUCAGUCUAGAUACUGUUAAAAAUGUUCCUUGGUGGAAUUGCACCAGAAUAAUGGAUUGUGAUACUGAUCCAGAAAAGAUUGCAAUGCCCCCAAUUAGAAUUGCUUUAAAGGUAGGAUGUGCAUGCCGAGGAUUUAAAGUUGGAGGAAAACCGAUACAAGCCCCGGCUGAUGGAAUAAACUGCAGACAUUUGAUGAUACAUAGCAUGGGACAUCUUGUUUGGGCACUCAGUGAUGGUACCUGGACCACUCACCUUCCAAUAACAGGGCCAGUGCGGGAAAUUACCUUAGGACUCCCCACUUUAUGUCCAAUCUGGAAACGUUCCCCAUUCAGGGGCAAACUAGAAACUUUGCAGAUUCGAACCAAAAGAAGUAUUGACGAUGAUAUAGACAAUAUAGAUGACACUUGGCAAGAGCCUGAGACAGGAGUGAAAGUAGGAUGGGCACUUGAAUCCCUUUUUGUUCAAAUAGCUGCAUAUCGCAAUAGGGAAGCGAUUUAUAAUUUAAUUGGACAAACUGAGAGAUUGGCCAAGGUGACUAAAAAAGGCUUUAGGGAUCUAAAUUUGCAAUUACAGGCAACAACCAAAAUGACUCUGCAAAACAGAAUGGCAUUAGACACAUUGCUGUUAAAGGAACAUGGUGUUUGUGGAUAUCUCAAAGAUAGAAUCGAUCACUGCUGUGUACAUAUACCAAACGUAACUGCAGAUAUAGAAUAUGACAUUGCUCAAUUAGGGAAAAUUGAAGAGGAGGCUGACAAGGAAAAGGAAGAAAUAAGUCAAAAUUGGGUAGGAGCAUUAUUUGAUGGAUUGGGAAUUCACCUUACUGGGUGGAUUCAUUCCCUCAUAGAGACAGUGUGUACCCUAUUGCUUGUGUUCCUCGUAAUCUAUUUGGUAUAUUUUUGCAUUCGAAGAGAAAUAACCCGGAAUACCAGUUGGACACAUAAAAUCAUUGGAGCAGUGACACGAGAAUAUCCACGACACCCAAUAACUCCUCCUCUUACCUAUCAGGAAACUACUACAUGAGUGAAAAUACUUGCAAAAGAUGAAGUAUUUUCAAAGGGGGGAAAUGUUAGAUAUAUAGAGUAAUUAGACUUGUGAGUUGCUUGAUUUAUGUUCCGUUAAGCCUGUUGCUAACAGUUUGAAACUUGCUGAGUUUUUUUUAGUACCGCAUAAAAAGUCCUGACAGCAAAGACAGACCUUGGCCGAGCUGGGUGUCUGCACUCAAGGCUACUGGAAAGUUUGGUAACUAGGACGUGGAGAUAAAUAUAUGAGACUAUCCAAGCGAAGCAGUACUCCCCAGGCGAAGCAGUACUCCCCAGGUUACUUCAAAGCAGAACCUUUAAGAUAAGAAACGAAGAUGCAUACCAGUACCAGUCAGAAAGAGAUAAGAAGAAUGCUGGUGAAAGCAUCAUCGUUGGAACCUAUCCAGGACUCAAAAGGUGAAAAGUACACAGCGAGGAAGACGUCUUACUUCAUCUGAGGAAGACUACUUACUUCAUCUUGAGACCCCUGCCCACGACCACCAGGAGGCACUGCGCAAGCGCAGAACAUAUGGAAAUGACUUUUGUACUCAUUAUAAUACGAAGCGGGGAUAGGUCAUGAAUAUGUAUCAGCAUAGUGGGAAAGGUGAUGCAUAUGUAAUACUUUACAAGAUAAAUUGUGAGCACGUUGUAACGGUCUUCGGAACCAGAUUUGGGUGGGUACCCCUGGUUCCCGGGGCCUCGGAAUAAAGCACCACAUAUAACCUCC
This is a messenger RNA of Strigops habroptila (Kakapo), 6274 nucleotides long. RefSeq lists its product as uncharacterized. The transcript has a single exon. Gene Ontology annotation, biological process: DNA integration; proteolysis. NCBI's taxonomy places the organism in Eukaryota, Metazoa, Chordata, Aves, Psittaciformes, Psittacidae. Gene Ontology annotation, molecular function: aspartic-type endopeptidase activity; nucleic acid binding; RNA-DNA hybrid ribonuclease activity. The annotation marks the transcript as partial. The record is from RefSeq and is a predicted model, not a curated record.